Molecule: messenger RNA, 2182 nt
Organism: Heteronotia binoei (common prickly gecko)
Lineage: Eukaryota; Metazoa; Chordata; Lepidosauria; Squamata; Gekkonidae
Gene: GAL3ST3
Product: galactose-3-O-sulfotransferase 3
Exons: 3
Coding region: 210-1604 (464 amino acids)
Biological process (GO): glycolipid biosynthetic process
Cellular component (GO): membrane
Molecular function (GO): galactosylceramide sulfotransferase activity
Source: RefSeq, a predicted model, not a curated record
CCCCCCGGCCCCGCAAUAGGGGUUUCGGCUCCGUCGGCUUCGGUCGCUUCUCCGGGCCGGACGAUGCGGCGGUGGAGGCAGCCGGGCUUGGCCAGGGCCCCCCCACGCCAUUCCCAACCGCGGAGCCGGUGCAGGAGCCCGCAGUGGAGGUGGAGCGCACGGCCGAGCAGCUGCCGCCUCCCCGGGGCUACACAGGUGCCCCUUGCUGGAUGAGGCUGGCGCUGCUGCUGCUGAGACCAGAAGCAACCAGCUGCUGCCUCCGGGUGUCCCCAUGCCAAGGCGGACUCUCAGUUAUGCCAUACCUGGAUAGGGUCCUCAGCAUGGCCUGCUCUCUGCCCUUGCUGUUCUACAGUCCCAAGAUGAUGUCCCGCAAGAAGGCAUUCCUCCUCCUCCUCCUGGCCUUCAGCACUGGCACCUUGCUGCUGCGCCAGAGCGCCCACCUUAGCUGGUUCCCAAAGUUGGCGUCUUUCAGGUGUGCUCCACUGCUGUCCUUACACCCCAAGCAUACUGCUGUGGCCUUCCUGAAGACCCACAAGACGGCCAGCAGCACUGUGCAGAACCUUCUCUUCCGCUUUGCCGAGCGGCACAAUCUGACGGUGGCGCUGCCCCAUCAUGCCUGCGACCAUCAGUUCUGCUAUCCCCGCAACUUCUCGAUCCGCUUCGUGCACCCCUAUACCCUCCCGCCUCGCUUCAUCGCCAACCACCUGCGAUUCAACCAAGCAGAGUUGCGUCGCAUCAUGCCCAAUGACACCAUCUACAUCACCAUCCUGCGUGAGCCGGUCACCAUGUUUGAGUCACUCUUCAGCUACUACAAUCAGUACUGCCCUGCCUUCAAGCGGGUGCCCAAUGGUUCCAUGGAGGUCUUCCUUGACAACCCCCACAGCUAUUACCAACCUCACGAGAAGUUUGCUAUGUUCGCCCAUAAUACAAUGGUGUAUGACUUGGGGGGUGACCCUGACCACAGCCCUGGUGACCCCAUGUACCUCCCGGCGUUCAUCCAGCAAAUGGAGAGCAUCUUUUCUCUGGUUAUGCUUGCAGAAUAUUUUGAUGAGUCAUUGGUCCUCCUCCGUCAUCUUCUGGCAUGGGACUUGGAUGAUAUCCUAUACGUCAAGAUGAACAUGCGCAGCCCAGAAUCCAAGUUCAACAUCACCUCCACCCGCUUGGCAGCCCAGAUCCGUGCUUGGAAUGCCCUCGAUGCCCGCCUGUAUGACCACUUCAAUGCAACCUUCUGGCGGAAGCUGAACGAGGUGGGCCUGGACUGUGUGCAGAGAGAGGUGCAUGCUCUCCAUCAGGCCUGUGAGCGCUUGGCACACCGCUGCUUUCGAGGCCAGCCCCAGCUGCGUCCUGCCAUGCAGAUCAAGAACAAAGAUCUCCGCCCCUGGCAACCCAGCGCUAAGGUAGACAUUGUGGGCUAUGAUCUGCCAGGCUCAGGACCUCCCUUAGAUGAACAGUGCCUCAAACUGGUCAUGCCUGAGAUACAGUAUUCCCGCUACCUGCUGCGGAAGCAGAGUCUGAGGAACCGACGAAGGGCUACCCUCCAUCGACCUCUUCCACCCCGGGGACUCCUGCGACCGGCCCGACAUCCACCUCCUAAAGUAGCCUGAACUCCCGUGUGGCAGCUAGAACACCGGGGAGGUUGCUGCUUUGACUCAUGCUGCAGCUAUGGAGGUGUGUUCCCUGAGGCCUGCCCUACAAGCUAGGGGGCUGUGGGAAAGCUUCCCAGCUUCUCUGUAUCAUGUGAGCUUUUGCAAUACUUAGUGUGGAACUUUUGGUUUCUAGAGCACAGGGUGGGGUGGGGAGAACAGGCUCUUAUAGUCUGGUUCAGUGGUGGGUCUUCUUGUGUACUUGGGACUGUAGGACACUUGACCCUGUUUUGCUCUAUACAAACUCAGGACCUAGAAAUCUGGAUGAGCGGGACUCUCCUCUGGAUGCGCUAAAACUGUGAACUGUGUUUCGCCAGGUGGGCUCUUUGAAAUCCAGCUGGGGGCUCCCAGUUUGGUUUGCUUUCUCCUGUACUUCUGGAGGGGAUGUUACUGGUUGUCCACAAAAACCCAAGCAACGAUGGCCCCCAUCCCUCAUGGUGGGAAAGUGGUAGCCUCCAUCUCCCCCUCUCUCGGAUGUCCCCUUCCUCUUUCUGAUCGUACACCUGGCUCUUAUCCUUGCCACCUCAACCUAUAGCUGA